AAUUGUUUACAUACAACUUGCUGAUUUGGGGCGAAAUAGUUUUUAUCAGUCCAAUUGUUUGUGAAAGUAAAUUUUCUGAUCAGUGUGAAGGCUCACAUCGAGUCUCGGUCGUAUGAGUCACAUCACUGAUCUUUAUUCCGACAGUGAGAUUCGGGUGCAGCGUGGACGUUACACAGAGUUGUCGGCUGUGGACACUCUGCGGGACACAUGGCAGAGGAAGGCAACAAGCUGACACUGAGGCGCCUGGAGGGACCCAUCAACAAGUUCAUUAAAGUAGCUCUGCCCACGGACCUGGAGAGGCUGCAGAAACACCAAAGUAACAUACUGAAGUAUCAACAGAGCCAGCAGUGGGAGCGCCUCCAUCAGGAGCAAAUAAAUGCCAGCAGAACUGUUCAGCAACUGAGAGCCAACAUGAGAGAGAUGGAGCAGCUGUGCAGCCGGGUCCGAUCUGAAGACGCCGAAGCUCUGGAGGAGCUCGUAAAGCCGGUCAGGGAGAGCGCGUCAGCCGCUGCACAGGACUUCCUGCUUCUGCACUCCAACCCGCCCCCACCAGUCCCCGCGGCGCCGCCGAACACUCGACCCUCCAUCAAUCGGUCCAGCAGCUGCCACGAUCUGGAGGAGGAAGACGAGGAGCCGCUGUCGGACCUGCAGAUUCAACUUCGACUUCCAGAAAUUCCGUCCGAUCAGAACGCGUCCGAGUCCUGGGAUAAUCUGGAAGAGGACCUGAAGGAACUGAGCGGCUUGGUGACGGAGUUCUCCCUGCUCGUCCAUUCCCAGCAGGAGAAGAUUGACAGCAUAGAGGACAACGUCAACACAGCCGCGGCCAACGUGGAGGAGGGGACCAGGAGCCUGGGGAAGGCGGCGGGCUACAAGCUGGCGGUGCUGCCGGUCGCCGGGGCGCUGCUGGGCGGCGCGCUGGCAGGGCCUCUCGGCCUGCUGGCCGGGUUCAAAGCUGCUGGGGUGGCUGCUGCUGUGGGAGGGGGCGCCCUGGGCUUCGCGGGUGGCAGCCUGGUCCGAAAACACCGCCGAGCUCAAGUGGACCAGCAGAUGAGACGACUGACGGCGCCGCCGGCAGAAGAACUGGAGAAAAAUAAGGACAAAUGAAGCUCUUCUGCGCGGACUGACUGACCUGGACCUGUGGGUCUGAAGAGACUCAGCGCCAGACAAUGUGUGCACUUUGUUGAACAGAUGUUUAAAAAUGCCUUAAUUGCGACCUGCAGUCCUGCUCAGACGGUUCUGCAUCAGGACGACUCCGACACUUUGAUUGUUUAAAUGGUUUAUGUUUACCCAGGUUGGGUUAAAGUACAAAAAAACGCAAUGACUUCAUAAAAGCAUGAAAAGGAGCACAAAUUCAAACUAGCAUGACUCCGCCACUACCAUGCAUCGCAGUUGGUUCCAUGUCACUCCUUUAGCUACUCGUUGGCUUGAACUGUACUGGUUUCACGGUUGCACUUAGAUACACUAGCCAAUUAAUUUUCAUGUGAGGAAAACAGUUUUGUGGAGACGUUUUUUUUGUCUCCAACACCAAAAUUAUACCAAACAGUGAUGUUGAAAUGGAUAAAACAUUAACUUACUAAAACACUUUUCCCCAAAGAUGACUUGGAUAUUGUUUAUAAUAUCUGAACGUUUUAAAAUGACAUCACCGACAAGAAACCAAAUUAUUUGAAUGAACUCUGCAGGUUCAGCCAAGAAGAAUCAUCAAAUGUUUUUCUCAAAUGACACCAAAACCUUGUUCAUCGUUCUCUGUGGCUGAAGUGCAUUUGGUGGUGGUAUGUAUAACCUUAAAAACUUAAUCGUUCCAAGAACAGCUCAAAUGGUGAGACUGUAAAAAUCUUCAGGUGUGAAUGGUUUCUUCAGCAAUAUUUACUGCAUCAAAGCACACUACAGCUUAUACCUGUUUUUUUUAAUGUGAAAAUGUGGCCUUUGUGAGAAAAUCAUGAGAUUUCAACAUUUGUGCCAAUGCAUCACUAAGGCAGAUGAAAGCCUUGCCUCUUCCUUUUCUUCUUCUGCAGGGUUUCUACAUUGUCUAUUCUUCUGUGUUUUUGUGAAUAGCUAAUGACAAAUUGAAGUAAUAAUUCUUAUAUUUAUGCAGCAAAGUAUCACUCCUGGUGCCAAAGUCCAGACCACUUCAGUCUGGAGAGUUGUUGUAUCCCGAGAUGCUUCUGUUGUCAAAUAAAGUAUUUCUUUUUUAGCAAAGACGUCGCUCAUUGACAGAAACAAAUGGGAUGAAUAAGUUGGCGUAUUUUUGUUGGAUGAUCUAAUUUUAGCUAGAUACUAAUGAGUGACCGCCCAGCAUCAUGCUGCCACUACUGGAUUUUUAGUUGAGCUUUAUGUUUUAGGUUUUAUGUUAAAAAAAAUCUGUUUUUUUUUUUUAACUGUUGUGAGAAAAGGAAAAAUCUAAACAUCCAAGCAUAAUUCUCAGAAUUUCAGGAGACGUCAUGAUCAAUAACCAGUUAAG
This is a messenger RNA of Poeciliopsis prolifica (blackstripe livebearer), 2458 nucleotides long. RefSeq names its product syntaxin 17 (gene stx17). Gene Ontology annotation, cellular component: endomembrane system; plasma membrane; SNARE complex. The record is from RefSeq and is a predicted model, not a curated record. Gene Ontology annotation, molecular function: SNARE binding; SNAP receptor activity. Lineage: Eukaryota; Metazoa; Chordata; Actinopteri; Cyprinodontiformes; Poeciliidae. Gene Ontology annotation, biological process: vesicle fusion; exocytosis; intracellular protein transport. Bases 208 to 1104 code for a protein of 298 amino acids. The transcript has 7 exons.